UGAGCGCCAGUAGUAGUAGGGAUUGACAUGUCGCGCAGAAAGGAGAUGUUUCGAAACAAGUGGUGUUUAUCGCUUCGGUAGUAACGUGCCGGCUGCGGCAACGGGAUGCGUGUUCUCCGAGAGUCGCUUAACGUAAAAUAAUAAAACGUAUAGAGGAGAAUCGAGCGCGAGCCAACUCUCGUGUGCGUAGUGUCUUCUAAAGCGGGCCUACGUUUCGACGGUCCUAACCAAACCUGAUUGCGAUUCGUUCUAAGAUAAUUGUACGACUUAAUCGUAGAAACUUUUAAGGAAAGUAAGUAAAUAAAUGAUAAAACGGUAAAUAUAACAUAGCGUUUGGUGAUAAGAAAAUUCGUGAUACAUUUAUUACUUGAUGCCGGGGUGCUCGCGAGUGGACUAGGAGAGCGCAUCUUGAUUGCUCUCUUCGAGAGAUUCGAUCGGUCAAAAAACAACUGGGAGAAAGUUUCUAAAAGGAAAUGUUUUAAAAUCCCCAAUCCCAUACAAGGUACAAGGGUGAAAGACCAACCGUGUGGAUCGAGUCAUGACGAGAUAUUGGUUCAACGUCAUUCUUUUCAGGGUCUUAUUUCCGGCCAUAUUAGCAGGAUGUACGAUAUGGCGACCGGUAGGACUAUCUCUCGUAUAUUUGGGACUUGGGUUAUACUCGCCGAUAGUCCCAACGCCCACGAGCAAAACGAUGUCCGGUCAUACAGGACUUUAUUUGAAAGCAAGCAUCUGUUUGUCCUUCCUCGUCGCCAUUACUCAGCUCACGUUUCACAUAGUUCUAUUAGCGAUGCCGCCAUAUGGUUAUUUUCUUCAAGAUUGUCAAUUUAUGGAAAAAUUGUUCAGACACAUAGGUUUAGUAAAACUAGAUAGUACAACGGUAUGGGAAGUAUUUUACUGGCUGACACCGGAAUUGAUUGUUUUACCGACAACGAUAAUUAUAUACGUCACAUGUCGUUUCUUAACCCAACGUAAACCAGGUGAUGACGAAGAGGAAGUACCCGUUCAACGCGUUAAUGAUUCCACCAAAAAAACCGAGGAUAGGACUACGAAGAUAAUCAACUUCUUCGGUCAUAUCGGCACGUAUGUGGUUCUUGCCUCCUUGUGCUGUACGGCAUCCUUGAAGCCAUCGGUGGAAGGAGCUUUCUACUUUCUGGUCUUUCUCAGUGCCGCCACAUGGUGGGCCUGCAACAAGGAAUUACGAAAAGGUUUUGCAAUUUUAUGCAAAAUCGUUAUGGUCGUGGUGGUCGUACACAUUCUAGCGCUACUCAGUUAUCAAAAUCAAUGGCCUCAAGAACUCAUACCAGUCAAUAGCACUUGGUCUCGUUAUUUCGCGCUCACUGCGAUUUAUCAUACUAAUUGUAAUCAACCGAGGUACGUCGAAUAUACGGACAAAAACGAUUGGUUACCUUAUGGAUACGCAUUGAGACUCUUCUGGCUCUACUAUGUCCUGGCUCUGCAAUCACAAUUUCUCAGUAAAAAACCAAGGCCGAUCAUUGAUACGUCGACGACACUUCCCGACGAGAGGACACCCUUGAUGCGUUUUGGAUCUGGAAGAACGGGACUUUUGCAAGACUCCACCGGCAGCGUUAUCAUACAGGAUGGUCAUCAAGAUGACGGUAUUCAAUUGCAAAGUCUCGAUGAGGGCGCCCCUGGAGAUAAUCCUGGAAUUUUGGAACAUAUCAUUAUGGCAGUUUACUCGAUAUUCCAGUUAUUAAUUAAUUCCUCUUAUCUCGCUAUGAAUAUUAUCAUGAUGACGUGGAGUAUAAUGUAUCACAGUUGGAUGACCUUUGCUCUUUUACUUUGGGCUUUAAUCCUAUGGAUGAUGUCCAAUAAACGUGCUUCAAUGAUGAAAUGUUCACCUUUUAUCGUCUUUUAUUCGACUCUUUUGUUACUCGGGCAAUACGUUUACAGUAUGGAUUUGACCGAGGAAGAACUACCAACGACGAUUAACGGUAUAAAAAUAUCCGAGAUAGGAUUCAGCAAAGCUCAAGAGCUCAGUCGUUGGCAUCUGAUUGUUAAGUGUUCAUUCAUGUUGAUAUUUUGGAUCACGAUGAGACAGUAUACAGCAGAGUGGAAACAACAAAGACGACUGUCUACUUUGAGAGACAUGGUUGCGCCUUUGCACGUUUCAGUUUCCACAGCCACCACAGCCAUGAAUCAAGAAGUACAAGAAGUGAAAAGCAAAUUUAUGAAAAACGUCGGUAUAAUUUUGAAACAACUCUUGACAAAAUUCUGGAUAGCCGUUGUGGCCAUUAUGCUCUUCAUUUGUGGUAUCACCGGUGAACGAAUGACAGUUUUUAGGAUUGUUUACAUGUCGUUGUUCCUUUUCUUCGUGAUUACAUUUCAGAUGUCCUGGUUAGUAUGGAGAAAAGUAAUGUAUACAUUCUGGAUAACCGUCAUUGGCUAUUCGGUAAUCAUGUUGAUACUAGUAUAUACCUAUCAGUUCCAAAAUUUUCCGAAAUAUUGGAAUUAUUUGGGCAUAAAUGAACAAUUACAAAUGGAUAUUGGCUUGGAAAUAUAUGAAACGAAAGAUUUCUUUGUAAGACUGCUGAUACCAACAUUUUUCGUUAUUAUCACAGUGCUUCAGAUGCAUUAUUUUCAUAAUGACUUCUUAAAAGUAACGACUAUCGAUAAGCUCGGACCAGAAAGUGCUCUUAGACGAUCGAGUCUCGGCCAUACUCCUAGUUUGAAUGAUUCCACAACGUCGCCUGCACAAAUUAUUCUUGGAGAAGAAGAAACAUCCAAUAUGUAUACUUUGAAUCAACUUAAGCAUAUGUCAAGAUUGGAAAGGAUCGAAUUUGUAAGAAAAUUAAUGGAUCAUGUCUACAAUUUUUACAAUUAUACCUGGUUAUUCCUGGAAAUUCACAUGCAGAAAAUUAUCUUUAUUUCUCUGAUUCUUUUGUGUGUCAAUGAUGUAUGCGCGAUAAACCUCCUCUUUGUCCUUGCUAUAGUUAUCAUAAUUAAUUUCAAUAGGAACAUACAGAUUAUGUCGAUCAACGUUAUAGCUGCGAUCAUUGCCCUCUUAAUGGUAAUUAAGAUGUUGUAUCAGAUAAAAUAUAUCGAUCAUAAUAAUUGGAAUGUAAAUUGUACGAAAGCAGUUAACGAUAGUGCAGAAAAGUACGGUACCAAUGAAACCGUAUACAACAUCGUAGAAUGGUUUGGUAUAAAGAAGGGUGAACCUGGACAUCUCGCAGAAUUGUUGAAAGGAUACAUUGGUAUCGUCACAGUAACGACCUUAAGAAAAAUCAUUCGAAUUCGACAAUGGUUUUAUCGAAAUGCGAAGGGAGAGUCUUUGGACACUCCUCAAGUCAUGUUUCCAAAUAUUAUCAGAGUAGAUGCAGAUAAGGGUAUACCGGAAUGCUUGAAGUUCCUCUUUAAUUAUGGAUUUUAUAAAUUCGGCCUUGAGAUGUGCCUUAUCGGAAUUGUGGCACUUAUUGGCAUGAGACUCGACUUUUAUUCCGUUCUUUAUGGUUGUUGGCUUCUAUUGUUCUUCUCAUUGAAGAGGAAAACCAUUUCUAGGAUAUGGCCGUUCUUUAAAACGUUCGCUAUAAUAUCGUUGCCUAUACAAUAUGCUUUGGUGGUAGCACCACCUACAUGGUUUUGCAUAGAAUAUCCUUGGAGUCAUUCGGAGACAUUACGAAAGCUGCAAGAAUGGAUGUAUUUUCCAGAUCCAGAUUAUCCACCAAAUCCUAAGAAAUUAAUCUGCGACUUUUUAUUACUAAUGAUGAUCAGUCGGCAGAGCCUUGUAUUUAGUAUUGAACAAAAUAACAUACUGUCCGUUCGAGAAUUCGUCGCUGGCCAUAACUUUUCUGUUUAUCAAGACAUGGACAAUCCGAAUUUUAUAAAUCCGGUUAAAGACUAUGUCUCUCAUAUACACUGCUGGUUGGAUGUAUUUAAACGUGGCAGUAUGAUGAGUCUAAUGUGGAUCACUCUUUCUAUUAUGUUUUUGGCUGGAACAAAAAGGACAAAUUUGUUCUCCCUUGGAUAUCUUAUAGGUGCCUUCGUAUUACUAUGGCAAGGUAGCGAUUUCUAUUUGAGACCGGUCAAGACAAUACUCAAAUGGUGGAAUAUGUUAAUUGGUUAUAACGUCAUUGUCAUCUUUUCAAAAUCUUUACUCCAAGGUGUCGGCUGUAUCCUGAUGCAGGAGCUACAAGAUUCUGCCUACUGGCUAGUCCAAUUACUAGGUAUUGCCUGUCUAAAAAAAUUCCACAGUGCAACGAACGAUGGAGAAAUCGGAGGAGAUACUUGCCAAGUACCACGAGAGGAUAUCGGCAUGGUUUGGGAUGGAUUAUGUUUUGGCUUUCUCUUGAUGCAAAUGCGCCUCUUUAAAAGUUAUUAUUUCUUCCAUAUCGUGGACGAAACAAAGGCAAUGAGUAUAUUAGCAUCGCGAGGUGCUGAACUUCUUGAGGAGCUACAUCAGAAACGCAUAAAGAUCCAAGAUAAUGUGGAAAAAGCUAUCCUACAAAAACUCAAAUACAAAAUGGACAAGAUUAAAGCUAAUCAAAGAAAAAUUCAGGGACCGUCGUAUAGAGAACCUGAAACCCACAAAAUAGAUACUCUUUAUCCAGGGACUCGGCCGUUGUACAAAGUUCGCGUGCCAAAGACCAACAGAGAGGCCAUCAGGUCAGGCGAUUACUACAUGUUCGACGAUUUGGAUGACGACGAUAUAACCGAUAUUGUGGCUGAUACCGAGAUAGAACGAAAGGAAGACGAACAAAUCCCCGAAGAUACACACGACAGAAGAAUGACCAUAACGGAGCUGAUGGAUACGCUGAUUAAGACAGACAUUGCGAUAGCGACCCACGUUGCCAUGUAUGGAGGAACGAAAAAGGAUGCGUUGAGACUUCGCCGUCGGAGCGUACCGCUGACGCGGAAGAAAUCGUCCAUGUCCUAUCUGAGCGCGCGAUCUGAGACCGAGACUGCCGUGCCGACCGACGCCGCCGAUCGAACGAGCAUUACAUCGAACGAGAUUGAAUCGGAAGAAAAAGAAUUAAGAACGGUGGACUUGACGAAACCGCAACCUUUCGACGAGGAUGAAAGAGAGCAAGGAGAUAAAACGGUGGAAAGAAGUAUCGAAGAGGAUGACGGAAAAGAAAAAAAAGUUUCCAUUUCUACGUAUUUUCAAUUCUUUUUGGUAAUGGUCAAUAGUACUUUGAUCUCGAUGAUUAAAUACCUCAAUCAAUUUUCACGAGAUUAUAGAUAUAUUCGCAAGAUUUUAGCGUUGGAGAAGAAACUAUUGAAGGAAAAAUCGGAUUUCAGAACAGGUUUCAGAUUAGGGAUUAAUCAAAUGUGGCAACCGAUACCACUGGUACAAGAAAGAUCGACAACUAAUGAAGAUACAGAAGGAGCUGCUAAUCCCGGUGAAGGUCCUAGUCAGCAACAAUUGCAAAUCGAGAGCAUGAUUUUCUCGCAAAUAUCGCAAAGCCAAGUCGAAGAGGAAGUUGCAGAGUUGUCCGAAGUUGAUCAACCACCGAUAAUUCAAUUGGCAGCAUCGAUAUGGUUUGGAAUUCUGGCACAUUCGAGCCUCCUGUGUUAUUUUAUGGUAUUUCUUCAUCAAAUUAAAAAUGCCUCCGUUAUCUCCACGCCAUUACCUCUGAUGGUAUUUUGUUGGGGUUCUCUCACGAUACCGCGACCUUCGAAAACCUUUUGGGUGACUUUAAUCGCUUAUACGGAGGCAAUCGUCAUUAUAAAAUGUAUUUUCCAAUUGGAACUCAUUCCUUGGAGUCGAAAGGCAACAUCUAAUGAUCCGCUUUUCGCGCCAAGAAUCAUUGGCGUUGAACAACAACAAAAUUAUGCGUUAUGGGAUUUGUUAUUACUGCUUAUGGUUUUCUUCCAUAGGUUCAUGCUCAAAUCAUUGGGACAAUGGACCACACCGUCGACGAGGCCAAGGAAAAUUAUCCCUUCUAAUUUGACAGUGGUUCAGUCAAAACCUCCUAAUCCUCCUUCUGGUGAUGGCCAAACGGAAGAAUCGACGACGAAUUCUUGGCAGCAAGAAACUGCAGAAUCACACGCCAAUAUUAAAACACCAAAGGGUAAGAUUUUAAAUAUUAAGGAGAAAACGAAUUCGCAAAAUAACGCAGUAACGGUAAAUGAAAAUGAGAAGCUUGUAGCUAUUCAAGGUGAAGAGAUACAUCCUCACAGUGAAAACAUCUCGACAACCAUGAAUAUGACAUUUGACAAAUAUCUAGAACCUAUGAAAGAAUUCUUUACUAAAAUUCUUAGUCCCGUCGGUAAAGAGAAGACAAAUGUCUAUGCAUACAUGUUUCUUUGCGAUUUCUUUAAUUUUCUUCUGCUGAUUUUUGGAUUUUCUGCCUUUGGUACACAACAGGGCGAUGGUGGAGUGACGGCUUAUUUGCAAGAAAACCGAGUGCCCAUGCCUUUCUUACUAAUGUUAUUACUUCAAUUUGCUUUGAUAGUUAUCGAUAGAGCUUUGUUCUUGAGAAAAUCCAUUGUCGGAAAGUUGAUCUUUCAAUAUUGCCUGAUAUUUGGAGUUCACAUGUGGAUGUUCUUCAUAUUGCCGAGCGUUACAGAAAGACAAUUUAAUUACAAAUUACCACCACAGAUCUGGUAUAUGAUGAAAUGUUUCUAUCUGUUGCUCGCAGCAUACCAAUUGCGCCAAGGAUAUCCAACCCGCAUACUUGGCAAUUUCUUAUGCAAGAAAUAUAGCAUAGUAAAUUACGUCUUAUUUAAAGGAUUCAUGUUAGUUCCAUUCCUGUUUGAAUUGCGAGCUGUCAUGGAUUGGAUUUGGACCGAUACUUCUAUGACAAUAAUGGAUUGGUUUAAAAUGGAAGAUAUCUUUGCCAGUAUUUAUCAAAUUAAAUGCAUGCGCGGAAUGGAAACAGAUUUUCCACAACCACGAGGAGAAAAAAAGACCCAAAUGAGCAAGUAUCUCGCUGGCGGAGGUGCACUCUGUGUCAUAAUUGGUCUUAUAUGGUUCCCUCUGUUAUUGUUCGCACUUGGCGGAACAGUUGGCGUUUCGAAUUUGCCUUAUGAGGUGUCGAUGAAGUUAGCGAUAGGACCGUACGAACCGAUUUAUUCGAUGUCUGCUCAGACCAGUUCGAUCAUGAGAUACAAAGAAGAGGAAUAUAAAAAUUUUACGGACUUGUAUACUCAGGAUAAAGCAGCGAUUACCUUCUUAGAAAAUUAUAUUAAUACAGAUGUGGCGGUUAUUAAACUUAGUGGUUUCUCCAGAAAAUUAUGGGAUAUUUCACCGCCUGACAAACUAAGAUUAAUUGAAGAAUUGAAAUCUUCGGCAGACGUUGUUGUUCACAUUGAAUGGACGGUUUCUAGAAAAACGGAUGUGAAAGAUUCGUCUGGUAAAACAACGAGUCGUCAUGACGUGAUAUUACCAGCAGUUAUAAAUGGAGAAUUUAAUCCUACGAGGAAGACAUUAGUAGACAUGUUAUCUAUAAACGGAUUAAGUCCGUCUAAUGCUACGAUAAACGUACCAUAUUCAUUUCCAAAAUUCCUCAAAGUUACCAGUAGAUCCGCCGAAGUUGUUUCACAAUUAAUGAAAUUAUCGAGCUCACAAUCGUUAAAUGAAGAGGACGAUGAUACGCCCACUGACAAAUAUCUAUAUAGAAAUAUUAGCCUUCAAUUAUCCAUUGACCGGCAAUGUUGUGCAAAUCAGCAAUGGUGGAACGUACAAGAAGUUUGCGAUGAUCGUUUUUAUUUAGAUUUAUUACAAAAGAUACCAUUGAAUGAUUGCAAAUAUAUUACGAUGUUCCUUUUCAACGAUAAAGUAUUUCCAGAAGAAUUGAGCUUUAUCAGUGGGUUUGGAAUUUUGGGUUUGUAUACUACUGCUGUAAUCGUGAUAAGCCAAAUGAUGCGUAAGGUGGUAAGCGAUAUGGCGCCAAAGAUAAUGUUCGACGAUCUACCGUACGUCGACAGAAUUCUUCGAUUAUGUUUAGAUAUUUAUUUAGUACGCGAAAGCGGUGACCUGUGCUUGGAAGAAGAUUUGUUUGCAAAACUCAUAUUCUUAUAUAGAUCUCCAGAAACCCUUAUCAGGUGGACGAGACCACCGGAAGAAGGAGAACGCACUGACAAUGAGGAUCAAGAUGAAGAAGACGAUGGCAAUGAAGCAGAAGGAAGAGAAUCGCGUGAAAGACCUCAUCGUGAUUAAAUUAUUAAUAAUGACGGUGACCAUCUGAUGACGUAAGAAUGAUGUGUACUAUAUAUAGUGUGUUCAUUUUAUACAAUAAGAAUCAAUUCUGAUGACCGAAACGGAAAGUCAACUUCGAGAGUAGGUGAAGUAAAAAAAAGUUGUAUAUCAAAAAAGAUUUAUUUCUUAUUAUUAAGGAAAUGUUAAAAACGGGAAUACUCUUCAUUUAUCUAAAACUGCAGAGGCAUGCUUCUAAUAAUAAUGCAAUUUAUAAGUGGCUUAUAAAUGAAAAAAUGUAAAGCCUUUGGUAUGCAAGUUUUUAAUAAAAACGACGAAUGCUUUUAGAUUGAAAUUAUAUACGAAAUGUGAAAUAUAUACGCUUUAUUUAUAAGAUCGUGCGAAAGCGGAAAAAAAUAAGACGUAUAAUGAAUAUGUUUAAAAAUGAAAAAGAAAAAAGAAAAGAAACAAGAAAUGACACACGAAUCAAGUACUGGGAAUGUUUGUUGGUUGCUUCAGAGAUGGCCUAUACAAAUUCACAAAGAAUUUCUCUUCAUAAUUGUACAAAUGGAUCAACAAAUUCUAUCAAUUAUUUGUUAAUGAAUAUAUCAUUCAUUAAAAGACAUGUUGAAUUUUUAAUAUGAAUUCUAUCAUGAGUUAUGCAUUUAAGUAUACAUUUUCAUAAAUAAUUUUAUAAUCUUCAUUAUGCUUAAUACUUUCUAGUUAAUAAUAUAAAA
This is a messenger RNA of Vespa mandarinia (Asian giant hornet), 8835 nucleotides long. It is a transcript of the gene Piezo, whose product is annotated as piezo type mechanosensitive ion channel component. The record is from RefSeq and is a predicted model, not a curated record. Gene Ontology annotation, cellular component: membrane. NCBI's taxonomy places the organism in Eukaryota, Metazoa, Arthropoda, Insecta, Hymenoptera, Vespidae. Gene Ontology annotation, molecular function: mechanosensitive monoatomic ion channel activity.